CAACAAAUUGUCACACCACCGCGGAAGAUGUUCAAAAUCAUUGGCAACCACUCGCAAGCCCACGAUGAUGGGAUCUGGACCAUCGCAUGGUCCAAGGACGGGUCAAACACCAUCCUCUCAGGCUCCGUGGAUGACACCGUCAAAGUUUGGAGAUGGGAUCACACGCAGUUGGAGUUGAGGCACCGCUUCGAAGGACACAACCUGGGCGUGCUGUCCGUGGAUAUUGACGGCAAGGGCGAGACGGCGGUGUCCAGCUCCAUCGACAGCGUCAUCAACGUCUGGGAUCUCAACGGCGGCAAGCUUCUCAAGUCAAUCGACACCGCGUCAGUCAACACAUGGACGACAUCUCUGUCCCCGGAUGGGCGGUACAUCGCCUCGGGCAGCAACACAAACGAGGUGCACCUGUUCUCGGUUGAGUCUGGGAAGAGCGAAGGCACGGUGGACACGGGCGGCAAGUUUACAUCCGCCGUCAAAUGGAGCCCCGACAAUCAGCACUUGGCGUGCGCGGGCAUGGAUGGCACCGUCAGCCUCUUCAACACAGAGGGAAAACUGCAGUACAAAUUCGGUAGCGACGACAAGAGCCGCCUCCACGACCACAGCAAGCCCGUGCGCGGGCUGUCGUUCUCGCCCGAUGGAUCGCUGCUGUACACGGCGUGCGAUGACGGCUACAUCAAGAUGUUUGACGUGCGCUCGGGCAAGAUUGCCGGCUCACUCAGCGGACACAGCUCAUGGGUGCUCUGUGUCGACGCAUCCAUUGACGGCGAGCACAUUGUCACGGGCUCGAGCGACAAGACGGUGAAGGUGUGGAACAUCAAGGAGCGGCAGUGCGAGCACACGUUCGACGACCACACCGAUCAGGUGUGGGCAGUGUCGUUUGACCACACGGGCAAGUGCAUUGCGUCUGGCUCCGACGACCAAGCCAUCAUCAUCUACGAAUGCCCCUGGGUAUGAGCGGACGCACUGGCAACCGCGGCGGCAAUGGGAGGGAGAACGAAUUGGGACACACCAAACACGUUAACAUCAGUGGAAGGCAACGAAAGGACUUGCUGAUGACACAGCAACGGUACGGUGUGUUUGUGCGGGUGUGCGUAUGUGUGUUUUGGAGGAGUCAGGAGAGGUGCAGUGUGGACAGCAGAGAAGGAACAACACAGAGGGAGACGGAACAACCGGCCGCCCUCGUUCCGUUUUCGUGACAAUCAAAAAACAUCAUCAGAAAUAAACAGAUGCAACCACA
Salpingoeca rosetta is the source of this 1234-nucleotide messenger RNA. RefSeq lists its product as uncharacterized. Gene Ontology annotation, cellular component: Cdc73/Paf1 complex. The transcript is spliced from 10 exons. Gene Ontology annotation, molecular function: protein binding. The record is from RefSeq and is a predicted model, not a curated record. The coding region runs from base 28 to 951 and encodes 307 amino acids. NCBI's taxonomy places the organism in Eukaryota, Choanoflagellata, Craspedida, Salpingoecidae.